CAGAAGCUCCGGUUUCACUCGAAGGGGUAGAAGAAAUGCAGUCUUCUCUGCAUUGCUUAUGGUGGAUCAGUAUCGUGAUCUUCAGAAGUUUAUCGUGGAUAGAGAGUCUGCAUUUUAGUUUUUCGAUUAGUAAUAGGAUUGGAUCCUGGACAGGGAAGAGGUUUGUGAUUACGCAUGGCGAUCCCGCUUCAGAUGGGGGUUCUAUCUGGUGUCACGGGAUUUGGAAGGAAUUUGCAGAGUUCGAUUGGCUUGUUAUUAAACAGGCGGUUUGCACCUGGGUUUGAGCAUUUUGGUAGGGUCUCUAGAAAGAGGGGAAUGGUUCAACGUUUAAGGGGAAGAUAUUUGAGAAUUUGUUGCCAGAGAGGCGAUUCUGCAGUAGUGGUAAAAGAUGAAAUAGAAAAGCAUAAUGAUGAUCUAUGUGCUGAACAGUUGAGCAUUGUGAUGAAAUUUGGUGGUUCUUCAGUAGCCACAGCUGAGAGGAUGAGGGAGGUUGCAAAUAUCAUUCUGAGUUUUUCAGAUGAGAAGCCAGUGAUUGUUCUCUCUGCUAUGGGAAAAACUACAAACAAACUUUUGCAGGCAGGGGAGAAGGCAGUGAGCUGUGGUGUAUCCAAUGUGUCUGGAAUCGAUGAGCUGAGGUUCAUAAAAGAUUUACAUCUAAGGACAGCGAAUGAAUUAGGAGUAGAGAAGGCAGUCAUAUCAGGUCUACUGGAAGAACUAGAGCAACUUCUGGAGGGUAUUGCUGUGAUGAAAGAGUUGACAAUUCGUACAAGGGACUAUUUAAUGUCAUUUGGAGAAUGCAUGUCCACAAGAAUUUUCACAGAAUAUCUUAACAAAAUUGGUUUCAAGGCACGACAGUAUGAUGCAUUUGAUAUUGGUUUCAUGACUACAGACGAUUUCACAAAUGCAGACAUCCUGGAAGCAACAUAUCCUACUAUUGCAAGGUCAUUGCGUGAAGAUUGGUCGAAUAGUCGCGCAAUCCCUAUUAUCACUGGUUUUCUUGGAAAGAGUUGCAAGUCCUGUGCUGUGACUACAUUAGGAAGGGGUGGUAGUGACCUGACGGCCACUAGUAUUGGUAAAGCACUUUGUUUGAAAGAAAUCCGAGUUUGGAAAGAUGUCGAUGGCGUCCUGACAUGUGAUCCAAAUAUUCAUCCUCAAGCACAGCCUGUGCCGUAUUUGACAUUUGAAGAGGCUGCUGAACUAGCAUAUUUAGGAGCUCCGGUUUUGCAUCCCCAAUCCAUACGCCCUGCUAGAGAAAGUGAUAUACCAGUCAGAGUCAAGAACUCAUACAAUCCACAAGCUCCAGGCUGUUUUAACAAGCAUUGUUUUGAAGUCCAACAUUACCGUGUUGGAUAUUGUAAGCACUCGAUUGCUUGGCCAGUAUGGUUUCCUAGCAAAGGUCUUUUCCACAUUUGAGGAGUGGGGCAUUUCAGUUGAUUGCGUGGCUACCAGUGAAGUCAGCAUCUCUUUGACCUUAGAUCCAUCUAAACUGUG
Molecule: messenger RNA, 1491 nt
Organism: Phalaenopsis equestris
Lineage: Eukaryota; Viridiplantae; Streptophyta; Magnoliopsida; Asparagales; Orchidaceae
Product: aspartokinase 2, chloroplastic-like
Exons: 11
Coding region: 175-1413 (412 amino acids)
Biological process (GO): amino acid biosynthetic process
Cellular component (GO): chloroplast stroma
Molecular function (GO): aspartate kinase activity
Source: RefSeq, a predicted model, not a curated record